Limanda limanda (common dab) is the source of this 2094-nucleotide messenger RNA. RefSeq names its product 5-hydroxytryptamine (serotonin) receptor 2C, G protein-coupled-like 1 (gene htr2cl1). Gene Ontology annotation, biological process: G protein-coupled receptor signaling pathway, coupled to cyclic nucleotide second messenger; chemical synaptic transmission. Gene Ontology annotation, cellular component: plasma membrane; dendrite. The record is from RefSeq and is a predicted model, not a curated record. The coding region runs from base 1 to 2094 and encodes 697 amino acids. Lineage: Eukaryota; Metazoa; Chordata; Actinopteri; Pleuronectiformes; Pleuronectidae. Gene Ontology annotation, molecular function: neurotransmitter receptor activity; G protein-coupled serotonin receptor activity. The transcript has 9 exons.
AUGGCACGAAGGAGACAGAUUGGAGACCUGUGGUCGGUUCCAGACGACUGCUUGUCUCUGGUGGGCGUCGCUGGGGUGUGGCUUCCAGUCGGAGAAACUGUGUUUAAAAAGACUCUCGAAUGCACCGAGAGCCCGGAGCAGCUCAUCCAGAGGGGCUCGUUCCACAUGAAGGACAAAUCAGCUUUCAGCAAGGAACAACCUGACUCUGACCUGAAGGACAAAAGCGAACCAGCGAGAUCCACGUCCGACUCCAGACCCUGGAGGAUGAACCCGACACCAGCCAUGGAAAUGAACGAGAGGGGAGUGAACACCACGGGACUCGUUCAGCCUCCGUCAGGGAUGAGCGGACCAGUUCUCCUCGGAGGCUUCGGCUCCACCACCUCCUCUCUGGAGGUCGGAGGUCGGAUGUCCUGGCCGAGCAGCAACCCUCUGGACCUCAACCAGACCCUGCCGUGGGGGGGCGUCGGCCUCGGGGUCGGCGCCGGCGGCGUCGGUGCGGCGGCCAUGAGCGCAGGAGUGGACAACUUCACCCAGGAGUCGGUCACCAGGGACGGACUCCUGAUGAAGGACAAGAACUGGCCGGCGCUGCUCAUCCUCGUCAUCAUCGCUCUGACGAUCGGAGGGAACAUCCUGGUGAUCCUGGCCGUGUCGCUGGAGAAGAAGCUGCAGAACGCCACCAACUUCUUCCUGAGGUCGCUGGCGGUGGCCGACAUGCUGGUGGGCAUCCUGGUGAUGCCCAUCUCCCUCAUCAACAUCCUGUAUGACUACGCCUGGCCCCUGCCCAGCGCCCUGUGUCCCAUCUGGAUCUACCUGGACGUGCUGUUCUCCACCGCCUCCAUCAUGCACCUCUGCGCCAUCUCGCUGGACCGCUACGUCGCCAUCCGCAACCCCAUCGAGCACAGCCGCUUCAACUCCAGGACCAAGGCCAUGAUGAAGAUCGCCGCCGUCUGGACCAUAUCCAUAGGUGUGUCCAUGCCCAUCCCCGUCAUCGGCCUCCACAACGAGGACAAGGUCUUCGUCAACGGCAGCUGUGUCCUCAACGAGGAGCGCUUCAUGCUGAUUGGCUCCUUCGUGGCCUUCUUCAUCCCACUGGUCAUAAUGGUGGUAUCGUACUGCCUCACCAUUCAGGUGCUCCAGCGGCAGGCCACUGUCUUCCUAUACGAGGCCAAGGCUUCCUCCCAGAAGCCUUUGCACACGCCAGCGAUGACUCACACACUGCAGCCUCCGUCCAGCACCUUCCACCUUCCUCAGAUCAACACCACUGCACCGCCAGAGUCGCCAGAGUCGCCAGAGUCGCCAGACGUGAAGCCGCCGCCCACUCCGAGCAGACGCAACACGCUGAGCUGCCUGAAAGGAGCCGAGACGAGCAUCCUCCUCAGCGUCUCCAAGUCCGACAGCAUCAGCAUCAUCCCCAGCUCCGAGGCGGCGUCCACGCUCAGCUCGCCGGCCGCCGGCCCGGGGCGGAGCGACACGUCCGGUUGCCACGGGCGACGGGGGAUGAUGCAGGCCAUAAAGAACGAGAGACGAGCCUCCAAGGUCCUGGGAAUCGUCUUCUUCCUCUUCCUCAUCAUGUGGUGUCCCUUCUUCAUCACCAACGUGACCUCCGUCCUGUGCGGCGGCUCCUGCAACGAGUCGCUGCUCCACGACCUCCUGAACGUCUUCGUGUGGGUGGGCUACAUCUCCUCGGGGGUCAACCCGCUGGUCUACACGCUCUUCAACAAGACCUACAGGAGAGCGUUCUCCAGCUACAUCCGCUGUCAGUACAAGGUGGGCGCCGCCGCCGGACAGAGCUGCAAAACCCUCCUGGUCCCGCCCCCCUGCCCCUCGCACGCCGUGACCCCGCUGCUCACGGGCGGCCACGGGAAGGCGGGGGGCGUGGACCGCAACAGUAACUGUCGCAACGGCAGCCGGGGGGGCAACGGGCGGCUGGCGGUCGACCCGGAGGACACCACGGACGACGAGAAGACGGAAAUUGGAAUCGUGUCGCACAGCUUCUCGGAAAGCUUCACCGCGGGGGGGCUGUCGGAGGCGGAGACGGAGCUGUCGCUGAUCAGCUACAGGCCGGCGUCCACGGAACUCACCAGCAGCGUGUGA